Molecule: messenger RNA, 5577 nt
Organism: Rhagoletis zephyria (snowberry fruit fly)
Lineage: Eukaryota; Metazoa; Arthropoda; Insecta; Diptera; Tephritidae
Source: RefSeq, a predicted model, not a curated record
UUGAAAUUCGAAGCUAAAUGCGGCAUAAACAAUACUAAAUUAACAGCAACAACAACAACAACAAAGCAACUGGCAGCUGUAUAAACAACGAAACGUGCAUAAAACGAAAACAGUUCAAAACAUAGACGUACUCGAGCGUAGGUAGGCUACACCGCUAAUUUAUAAUCAAAAACUUGACACCCCGGAACGGGAAAAGCAAUAAAAAAUAAAAUUAGAGACAACACAUUCAAUUCCCGAAGAAGCACGUGCCAAAGAGGAAGAAGAAAAUAUAGAUUACGGUAAAAGUAAAAAGUAACAUAAACAAAUAGAUUUUGAUCAACUUUAAAUUACACCGAAAGAAACGAGAAAAGUCUGUUUAUCUAAGCAAAUCAAACCAACGCCCGAAUCGAAACGAUCAACUUGUUUGUGCUUUGUGGCACGCGACGUGAUUUUUAUGAUGCUGCACAUGCAAGAAAACAAACAACACAACUAAACGAAAAAAAUAGCAGAAAAACCAAAAAAAUAAAUAAAAAUCAGACUUAAAAAUACAUCGCAAAAAUUCCUGAAAAACACACAACGCGCUGAAAAACUAUUUUCAGCUGCACUUGAAAUGCCUACAGAAUGUGAGCCGACGACGAUCGCCAACACGAGCCAAAACGUGCCACAGACGCAGCAGCAGCAGCAGCAGCAGCAGCAACAGCAACAAGAACAGCAUCACGAUCAGCAACUGCAAGCGGAACAGUUGCCAGCAGAAAACGAAGAAGCAGCAGCGGCAGCUCAACUUGAGUUUCAUGACGACAUGGAGGGCAAAGAGUUGAAUGGCGGCAAAAUGUCAACGUCACAGACAUCAACAACGUCCGCGACGAAUGGCCACAAUGGGAGCGGCAACAACACAAAUGGAGUUGGAAAGAAAACGUCCAUAAUAUCGCCGGAUCCCACCCCUUAUGUGACCAAAGCGCGCGUCACGCGGCCCACACCGCCGCCACCGUCCUACAAUCCAAUGCAAUUUGUACAGAUCAAACCAUGCAAUCUUUACCAGACCGCACAGGAACAGCUAAAGAAGGCUGAGGAAGUGAAAAAGAUCAAGGAGAUCAAAAAAGAGGAGCCCGAGGAUUGGCAGAAUAAUUUGGAUAAUUGGAAAUCGUCGCGUAGAAAACGUGUCGAACAUAUCAUCGAUCGAGUUGUUGAAGUGAAAAAACUCGAAUUGGAAGAACACGACCGGACACGAAGAAAAUCGAAAACGUUCUCUGAAAUGAUCGAAGAAAGGGGCGAACGUGGUCCUCGCGGACGUGUCAAACUGGCCUCUUUAGCUGUUUACAAUGAAGAUGAAUCGAACGAUUUGAGCGAUCUUGGCAUUGGCACAAGCAGUGCCAGUGGCAAGAGCAGCCAAUCGGAGGAUUACGACAACAACAGUGUGCUGAGCGACAACGCUGAACUGGACAAGGCCAUAUUCGAGAAUAACCAAAAGCCCAGCAGCAUCCCUGCGCGCGAAUACAUCUCCUCGCCCGGCUACGACACCUCCUCCAGCACUGCGCCCGGUAGCUCGCCCGAUCCAUGUGAAUACACCUACGAGGUGCCAUNGCACGCGCGCAAUCUGCUGCGCAUGUUCAAAGAGACCUUCAAUAGUGACAUUGAAUUAGACGAGGUGCAGGAGCAUGAGGUGAAGCCAAUAGCUGAACCCUCAAUAGGUGGUGGGAGUGGUGGUGCCAUACCCAAACAAACAGUUAGACCACUGAACUCAAAUGGGCCUCAACUUUCACCCGGGCCGGUGUCAAUCACUGGUGAAAGCCCACAACGCCCACAAACACCCACACCGUUCACAUUAACAGCUGCGGCUGACGCUCCAAUAAGCACACAAAUAUUUCAAUCUUCCACUAUAUCCCCUUCGGCUUUGUCCCCACCAUCCCCUUCGCCCUUCACUCAGCCCACUUCUCCCAUGGCUAUACCACAAACACCACCAUCUCCUUCACACGCUACACGCGCGCCCACUCCGCCGCCACGCUCUUCGCCGAGUGUGCUUAUGUCUAACGGUUUCUCGAUGAUUCCGCGUGCCGUCAAUCCAAUUGGCAAACCACCCAUGUCACCCAAGUCGACACGUUAUACCGUCAUGAGUCCCGUUAACAGUCCACCGCCCGCGCGCAAAUCAGCCGACGACAAUCCGUUCAGCAUCAACGGACGUGUAGAGAUUUUCAAUUCAAAGAAUAUGAACACAAAUCCGACCGGUAAACCGCCAACGCCAACGAUGAACGCAAGAAAAUCAUAUGUGCCACAAUUGGGUGCAACAACACCAACAUCACCAAUACUUGGUCGUCCGCCAUCGCCCAUGAAUGCCACCGCGUACAAUGGCAGUGUCGGGUUUCCUAAGCAGCAACAAUUCCCAACAACGGUGACGGUGACCGCAUUACCCCCGACCACAUCGCUGCCGCCAGCUUCUAAUCAAAUGCUGCAGGCAAAGACAGCUGCUGCGAAUGCUGCGAAAUCAAUGCCAGGCGUGCAAGUAGUCAAUGAACCUUCACAUGAAACCCGAUUACCCAAUGUGACAACUGUGCCGCAUUCACCACAACAACAACAACAACAGCAACAGCAGCAGCAUAACCAUGCAGAAGUUGUUAUGUGCGCACCGCCGGUAACCAUCUUGAAUCCGGAUGAGCUGCCGAAACCCAACACCGUCAAAGCGCUUUCCAGUUGCUUCUCACAAGAUGUGGCAGCAUCUAAUCAACCAGCCGGUAAGACGAAACCGCCGAUACUGGGCCCGAAGCCUUUGCCACGCAGUCGCAUACCACAAACGCCGCCUCAAUCACCUACGCCAGCAAAGAGAAAUUUCCUCAAUUCGCCAACGGCGGCCACAGAUGCAACGGUAAAAGAGUUUACAAAAACAGGAACAACAAGUAGCGCGCUGCCAAAGCAACCACAGCCUAAGCCUACAGCCGUAGCUGAGAUGGCACCUAAUUUGGUUGCACCCAAUGCAGAUGAUUUGAAGAAACUUUCUAUCAUCUCAGACAUUUCGACGGUAUCAAGUGAUUCCAGCGUCUGCACAGAGCCCUUUGAAACCACGGCACAGGUACAUUCACCACCAGCGGUACUGGAACGUACCAAUGAGCUGAAUCGCGCAGCUCUCAAGCCGUUACCGUUGAUGCGCAACGCCCAUAACAGCUCAAACAAACCAGGUACUUCAAAGCAGCCCACUGACGAUCCGCUCAAACCAAAUGACUCGCUCACGCCCGUCAUAUCAGUGCCCUCACAGAUGCCCACGCUCGUGGCUUGCAAGCCUAAUCAGUCUACACUAUUCAAGCUGACCACGCCACCGGCAUCGCCCCACUCACCGCUCUCACCUACCGAUGUGACACUCUGCAACAAUUUCCUCAACUCCUUCGAACCCACAAACUCAUACUUACCUGUGCAACAGAAAAGCGUUGAUGAGUCGCCUUGUGACAAGAUGGACGUUAACGAAUCGCCGCCAAGUAAGCGGCCUCCUUGCACCUUCUACGAGGACAUCAGCGCCAAUAAAGUUAAGGCGUGUGAUGAAUCCGGUAUGAAAACUGAAAUUUCACGCCAGUCCGUGCCACCUCAGGCACAGCGUCAGCACACAGUGGAGGAGAAGAUCUGUCAGAAAAUUGACGUGAAUGAUCUACCAGCCUACGACCAGGUACCGCUGACUGGCUAUGACGAAGUUACCGCUGAGCAAGUGCGCAUUUGUGAUGGUCUCAAUGCGAGACCACCAAGUAAAGGUAGCGAUCCAAGCACACCCAGAACGUCAUCGCAGAGCACCGGCAGCGCACCCAGCACACCGGACACACCAACAACCGUGAAAAGUAUGCCCAUAACGCCGAUAAGUAAUAUUCCCUUAGCUAGCUCAAAAUCAAAUACCUCACGUCCCAACUCCAAGCCAAAUUCACCUAUAAUGGUCGCGCGCGCAGCACACUCGCGUGCACUCAUUGAGACCUGUGAGCGUAUUAUCGCAGAGGAGCGUCUGCACAGCAGUCAAAUAAAGUCUGCUUUACCGACUCACGCCGUCGCCAAGAGCAGCGGCACUCCCCUUCUUCAACGCAAAUCGAAGAUACCCAAACCAAUACCCUGCUGCAUCAGCGCUACAGAUUCAAUGAACCAAGCCGAUCAGCCGGCCAAACCUGUGCUCAAGCAAAGCAGCGGACCCCCAACACCGGAAUCAGUUGAUGAAAAUAUGAUAAUUGGGCGAUUGCAUGUGGUCGAAACACAAAUCAAAGUCACUACCUCUACGCCACCGUCCUCGCCAACCGUGACAACAAAGUCGAACGGAAGCGCAAAACCAGUGGCGAACCAAAAUCCGAAGAAAACGAAAAAUAUUUUCGACUUCUUACGUAAAAACUUCGGAAUCGGUGAUGAUAACCCACCGGCCGUUGCUGCUGCUGCGAGUGUUGAAGAGGAAGUGGCACCGUCUGUUGUUCCGCCGGCUGUCGAGAAGGAUGUUGUGAAAUUGGAUGAAAUAUUCACUGUGGAUAACUCAAAGUUCUAUAUACCCUCAGAUGAUGUGCCACCACCACCGCUGCCAAAGACGCCAGCGCCUGUGAAUAUCGAGAUAACAAAGACCUUUACCACAAACGAGAUCGUUGAGGAGGGUACCAGCGAGCAGGAUUUGGUGCAAGAGAUCAAUGAAAUGCUAGACGAUGAACUUAAUAGAUUGACGCUGGAGAGUGGCUCAAGCGUGAGUGGUGGCACAGGCAAAUAGGUCUUGGAAGAUGCUAUUUUUUGCAUGGCAUAUGUGUGAAGGGUCUUUACGUCACUAUUUAAGAGUGGGCGGUGCUAUCUACAUAUAUCUACUUAAAUAAGAACCGGUUAAAACUACUUGGCCAGUUGAAGACUUUGAUAUCAUCCCAAUUUUUCUUUUUUUUAGUUUCUUUAAGUGAUUUACCGCCUUUCUGUUGUGCGUGUGAACCUACCUUAAGUCACUCUUUUAAAAUGCUUGCUACGUGCAAACCAGUCUUAUUUCUUUCUUUAGUUGAUCUGCUUUCGUCAACGCAUUGCCGCAUCUGCGGUUUAAAGAAGAAGAACAAAUCGAAUUUAUGAAUAUUAGAUUAUCGUGUUAUUAUUUACUUAUAAAAAAAAUAUAUAUUUGAUUCGUUUUUCUUACACUAGUUAAUAGUCUCUAUCACUUGAGGACUUAAAUGAAAUGACCAGCAAGUGUUGCAGUUCUCAAAUCCCCCAGUUGUAAUAUUCUACUGGAGCUUUUUGAAAAAGCUUUCCCAAAGCCAUUCUUACUAGCACUUUGCCUCAACGUCUCUUUCUACUUUAAAAAUGCUCAUUAAUCAACCAAUUGAGCACGAAAGCAAGAAAAGCAAAUCACUAAUCCCCUUGGAAGCCACAAGCUCAGUCGUCUACUCACUCACCCACUCAAACGCGCGAGCACACACGCUCGUAUGUUCGUUAGGUUAUAUUCACAGCUAUUCUUUUGUAUAUUAUUUUCUUUAGGUAUAUGUUUCUUGAACUAUUUUUUCUACUUCUAUUAUACGCUACUCAAUGCAUUGCAAUAAAAUUGUAAAGCUUUUCUGCAAGCUCGAAUAUAUUCUGUAGCGGGGCUUUCAAAUGCGCAAGCAAUGUAUCGCUGUCAGCUUAAAAAAAAAA